Messenger RNA from Jatropha curcas, 1760 nucleotides. RefSeq names its product minichromosome maintenance 10 (gene MCM10). The record is from RefSeq and is a predicted model, not a curated record. NCBI's taxonomy places the organism in Eukaryota, Viridiplantae, Streptophyta, Magnoliopsida, Malpighiales, Euphorbiaceae. Gene Ontology annotation, biological process: DNA replication initiation; DNA replication. Gene Ontology annotation, molecular function: single-stranded DNA binding; DNA replication origin binding. Gene Ontology annotation, cellular component: nucleus; nuclear replication fork.
UUCCCUCCAAAAGACUAAAACAUUCCCUCCACAACAAAAUCACUAACACUUUUCUGGUUCUGUACAAAUUUCAUUUUUCUAACUCCAUGCAACACAACAAAUCUACAAUGUCAAGCCAUCAAGAGGAUCUCGACCUCCUCCUCUCUCUCCAAGAUCGAGUGUUAGAAACCCCUCCUGGCUCUCCAUCAAAUCACCAUUCCCAUUCGGGGUAUUUAUCAGAUGAAUCGCCUAGACGACAUGGGCAGGUAGAUUUAUCUGUCUUUAGAGAUGCUGUUCAAGAUUGCCUUGAUCAUGACGCAAAACCAGUUCAUAAAUCUGAAAAACUGAAGCAAGCAAGGAACUCAAAUGAUGUUCAAGUGGAAAAGUAUUCGGGUUUAAGGAUAAGGAAUCAAUUGGUCACUCCUGCAGAGCUCAGUGAGCGUUUGUCAGAUAUCCGUUUUGUCCGGUUACCAGCUAUUAAAAAUUUAUUGGUAGGAGACACUCUUUCUGGAUGCUGGGCAACUAUUGGAGUGUUAACUGAGAAAGGAAAUCCGAGGACUAGCUCUGUUGGAAAGAGCUAUUGCAUAUGGAAAAUUGGGUGUUUAGAUGAAAACACAAUCUCUCUGUUCUUGUUUGGUGAUGCUUAUCAGCAGAACUGCAAGGAGCAGGCUGGAACAGUUUUUGCACUAUUCAAUUGUACUGUGCGCAGGGACAAUGCGGGAGGUUUUUCAUUGAGUGUCUAUUCUCCAAACCAAAUAAUAAAGAUGGGUACUUCAAUUGAUUAUGGAGUUUGCAAAGGGAAAAGGAAAGAUGGGAUGUCCUGUACAGUAAUCAUAAAUAAACGUCAAGGUAUAUAUUGCAGAUAUCACAAAUCUAAAGCAUCAGAAGUAUAUUCAACCACACGAACUGAGCUCAGAGGAGGGAACUUGAAGACUGCAUUUAGAGAUACUCUUAAGUCACAAGGCAUUUAUUUGGUUGACCCUUUAUCUGACAAAACAAACAUAAAUAAACCUGUGCAGCCAUUGAAAUUACUAUCUGUAGAAGGACUUAAGAAGGCAUUGAGCAAUGCAGAUAAAGUGACUACAAACACAUUUUCACAGGGCAUAAGAUUUCUCAAUGAAAUAACAGGAAAAAUGAGAUCAAAGAAUACAAAUAAAGCAUCUGCAACAGCAAAGCAGCCAAUUACUAGCUUAGACAAAAGGAAAUUGUCUACAAUGAAAGUGGAUCCGUCUAUAUUAAAAAAAAAGAAAAUGAAUGCAAAAAAAAUGAAAACUGACCAGGGGCAAGUUUCAGCAGAGAAAGCAAAACAUGGAAAAGGAAAGAUGAUUGAAUUAGAUAUCUAUGGCUCAGAUGAAGAAAUAUGAGUCAUUUUCUAUUGCUUCCCACCUCCAUAUACUAUUUUCAAGCUUACAUCGUGUAGAUGUUACAUGAGAGAGCAAAAGCCUUUCAAAUGGUGGAUGCAUAUGGCUGAUUUUUCUCCUGGAAGCUUAAUCAAUCCAAAUAUGCUAUCUGAUUUCUUAAUGGAGGAAAAGACGAAUUUAGCAAAUUGAGAUUGAGUCUGCAGUCAUCAUUCCAUUUUAAUAAACUCUUGCUAAUAUCAUUGCAUACCUUGUUUGUAGGAUUAUAAAGUCUUAAUCUAUUUAUAUUUCAUUUGAGUUAAUUGGUUAUCCUAACAAAGAAAUUUGUCCAAUUGAAAAAUGUCAGAACACUUGUAAAGCAUUAAGGAAGUCACAUGAGAUGAUUCUUUUUAUCUUCCAAUUCAAUUUGUAUCUUCUCUUUCA